Acyrthosiphon pisum (pea aphid) is the source of this 732-nucleotide messenger RNA. Its product is annotated as radial spoke head protein 6 homolog A-like. Lineage: Eukaryota; Metazoa; Arthropoda; Insecta; Hemiptera; Aphididae. The coding region runs from base 178 to 732 and encodes 184 amino acids. The transcript is spliced from 4 exons. Gene Ontology annotation, cellular component: radial spoke; axoneme. The record is from RefSeq and is a predicted model, not a curated record. Gene Ontology annotation, biological process: axoneme assembly; cilium movement involved in cell motility; cilium assembly.
UUAAUUUAUAUUAAUGUUGUAUUAAUAUUAACUUUUAAAUGGGAUAAAAUUUAAACAUUUUGCAUGCAUGGUGAACUUUAGGAUACCAUAUAUAAUGUUAGAGAAUAUAAGACAAGUAGCAUAUCCUAUGGGUAUGAACUCGAAGGUGAAUAUGAUGAUAUACAAUACAAUGAAGAAAUGGAUGAGGUUAAAGUACAAGACUUAUCAAAAAUCAAUAAUAUCUUCAAUAAAGCAGGGUGUGGCAUAACAAAUGAUGAAGCUCAUCUUAUUGGAAUAACUAUAGACCAAAUGUCACAACUAGGAAAAUUUAAAAAUAUUAGAUAUUGGGGUAAAAUAAUAGGUUUAAAACGUAACUAUUACAUUUUGGAGUGUGAUUGGAAAAAUAAAGAAUUAGAAUAUAAACUAACGCUAUUAAAUGAAAUACUUAAUGGUAACAAAAAACAAGUAUCACAUGAUUAUGAUGAUGAAAAUGAAAACGAAAAUCAAGAAGAUGAAGAAUUAGAAAAAUAUAUUUUAGCUGAAGAAGAAAAUGGAUAUUUUUCCAGAACACCAUUAUCUGGUCUAGUUAGCAAAAGUAUUAACGACGAAUUAGAGGGUUUCGAUUCUUUGAAAUCGAUAGAGUGUUCUUUUCCACCCACAGAACUCGGUAGUGAUGAUUAUUUAUCCCAUGAAUAUUUGGGUUUCGGAGCUAAUAAAAAGGUUCAUAUAAUAUGUUUUCCCAACUACCCUUGA